AUGAACCGAAGGCUUCGGAGCCCCAACGCCAAGGCCUCGCCGUCCAAGGUCGAGGAGCGGCUCCACCGGUACCUGAGGCCGGGAGCCCUCGCCCGGCUCCGGGACUCCAGGAUCAGCGCCCGAUCUCCCCGAUCUAUCCUCAAGAUCCCGAUCCCCCGCCUCUCGGCUCCCUCCUCGCCCCAGGUCCCGCCGGCGGCCGCCGCCCAGAUGGACGGCUCCCCAUGCUUCGUCAUCGGGACCUAUGGCCCUCGGUUCCCGCAGCGGAAGAAGCUUGUCGCCGCCAAGUCCAUCUUUUUCGUGCCCUCGAGCCCAUCGGGAACCGAUGUAUCGGACGCCGUUGUGGACUUGUUUAUCUCCGAUCUCGUUGUAGCUCGCUAA
Messenger RNA from Phoenix dactylifera (date palm), 378 nucleotides. RefSeq lists its product as uncharacterized. The record is from RefSeq and is a predicted model, not a curated record. NCBI's taxonomy places the organism in Eukaryota, Viridiplantae, Streptophyta, Magnoliopsida, Arecales, Arecaceae.